This is a messenger RNA of Guyanagaster necrorhizus, 436 nucleotides long. RefSeq lists its product as uncharacterized. Lineage: Eukaryota; Fungi; Basidiomycota; Agaricomycetes; Agaricales; Physalacriaceae. The record is from RefSeq and is a predicted model, not a curated record. The transcript has a single exon. The annotation marks the transcript as partial.
AAGUCAACCUACACCUGGACCUAGCACAAUAGUAGGCGAGAGCAUUCUAAAUGCACCUACUAUAGAACAAGUCAUGGAGGGCCUUAGAACUCAGCCUUCUGAAUGGUCUGACCCUGUGGAGAACUCAUUGAUGGGUUUUCUGAAUCAUAAGUUAAUGGGAGUUAACUUAUUGGAUAUUAUCCGGCUCAAUUAUACCAAGGAUACACUGUUCAAGAAAAUCCUGAGUGAACCGAAGAAUUACAGGAACUAUACCUUGCGUGAUGGCCUUCUGUAUUUGAAAGACAAUGAGCGGGAACUGCUCUGCAUCCCUGAGUCAGUCACAGUUGAUGGUAGAAGCCUCCACGAGAUUAUUAUCUCUGAAGGACAUUCCUUGCUAGCACAUCUUGGCGCCGCAAAGACUCGAGUGUACUUACGUGACCAUGUUUGGUGGAAAACU